Molecule: messenger RNA, 4830 nt
Organism: Microcebus murinus (gray mouse lemur)
Lineage: Eukaryota; Metazoa; Chordata; Mammalia; Primates; Cheirogaleidae
Gene: CFAP97
Product: cilia and flagella associated protein 97
Biological process (GO): spermatogenesis
Source: RefSeq, a predicted model, not a curated record
AUAACGAAGCCUGCGCGGGAGGCGGGAAGGAGGAGCCCGCCGGGGCCCCUGCCCUCCGCCCAGCCACCUCUCAGCCGGGCCAGCCCCUCAGGCGGCCGGUGUAACUACAACAAAGGCGUCGGGGCCUGCGGCCGGCGGGUCGCUGGGGCCGGAGCAAAACGGCCUGUCCCGCCCCCCAGACGAGUGCGGGGUGGCGUGGGGCCUUGGGGCCGGGAUCGGCUUUAAGUAGAGUUGUGGUGGCGACGCCCACAGGGCUGUGACUGCUCCCGCCCAUCUCCGCGUACGCGAACCCCAGGCCUGAGGAGCUGUCAUUUAUCUUCUGCUGUCUCCCGAGGUCAGGAGGGGGUCGCGAACAGAGCCUCGAGUUCUGGAAAACAGAUAUAUUUUUGCCAUCAUGGAUCGGUUCGAAGAUAUAUCAGAUGGUGAAGUGGACCAUUCUUUCUUUGACAGUGACUUUGAAGAAGCAAAGAAAUGUGAAAGUAACUCAGUUUUUGACAAGCAAGAUGAUGACCCUAAAGAGAUAAUAGAUAAAGAUACAGAAAAUGUAAACUUGCAAACUGGAGUACAAACAAAGGAAAAUCAUCUUACUGAGAAGGGAAAUGAAAGAAAAGCAAAAGUCCCCCUAGAAGACCACCCAGUAGAGAAUGAUACUACACAAACCAGAAGUUCUUUAUCAUUGACGACUCCUUCAAGAUCAAAAAAAUUUUAUGAUUCUACAACAGGACAUAAAAUACAUAUUCCAAAUGCAAUCCCCAAAAUUGUAAAAGAAGGUGAGGAUGAUUACUACACAGAUGGAGAGGAAAGCAGUGAUGAUGGGAAAAGGCUCCAUGUAAGGUCCAAGUCAGCUAAACUGUCUAAUAACUUUAAAAAAAGUGUUAGUAAAAAGUAUUCCAAAACUAGUUCCUCUUCCUCUUCUUUAUCUUCCUCAUCUUCAAGUUCAGAUACAGAUGGUUCAGAUGCAGGGUGUGAUAACUGCAUAUCUGAUUCACAGCCAUCAUCAAAGAAGCAUGUAUCUACUGUGACACGUUUUUCACCAAAACAUAAAGAUAAGCCAGGAAUAAAAUCAACAGAAACACAACCUUCAAGUACUAAACCAAAAUUUGGUGGGUACACUGAGGAAUCUGAAGAUACUGUGACUGAUGUAACUCCUUUAUCAACUCCGGACAUCAGCCCUGUUCAGUCUUUUGAAUUGGGUGCAUCAAAUGAUCAAAAAGUAAAAGUUAAAAAGCAAGAAAAUGUGAGUCAAGAAGUAUAUGAAGAUGUUGAGGAUUUAAAAACUAAAUCAAAAUAUUCAAAAUCAGCCAAAAAAGAAAAAGAAAAACAUGGGCCCAAUCUCACCACAAAGUCUUCAGCGUUAGAUUCCAAUUUAGACUCCCGGUGUAAACAAAAAGUCUUACAUGACACAAUGGACCUGAAUCAUCUUUUGAAAGCUUUUCUGCAAUUAGAUAAAAAGGAAUCGCAAAAACAUCAUUUUGAUCAGCCUCCAGUGGCACCUAGGAAAAACUACUCUUUCACAAGAGAAGAGGUGAGACAGAUUGAUCGGGAAAAUCAGAGGCUUUUGAAAGAACUGUCAAGACAGGCUGAAAAACCAGGAAGCAAAAGUAUAGUUCCUGGAAGAUCAACUGGUCAUCCCCCUAGGUUGUAUCAUAGUGCUCUCAACAGACAGAGAGAACAGCAAAGGAUUGAGAGAGAAAAUUUGGCUUUACUGAAAAGGCUUGAAGCUGUGAAACCAACAGUUGGUAUGAAACGCUCAGAACAACUGAUGGACUACCAUCGCAACAUGGGUUAUCUCAACCCAUCGCCAAUGUCAAGACAAGUGAGAUCUGCUCUUGGCCAGUAUAGCCCAUUAAGAGGAGCCUCCAGGACUUCCAGUGCUACCAGUGCUCUCAGUUUUAAGAGUGAGCGAUCAGUUCUUGACACGUCCAGUGGACGCUUGCUAAGACCUAGACCCCCUCGUGUCCGUGCAGCUUGGUUAUAAAACCCUUUUUUACAUUGUUCAUCCAAUUUUUAUGGAAGUGCUCUUGCAUAUUACUCUAGUUCUCUGUGCAAACAUUUAUAAUACUGUCUAAAAAUUUAAAAUGUACAACAGUGAGUUGUAAUCUAUUGUUAUUCAGUACAAAAUUGUUGUCAAAAAGACAGUUUAAAAUCAGUGUUUCCUAUGAGGAUAUAUUUAUAUGAGAUGUGUAUGUAUUUAGUAGAGAAACGGUAGUAUACAUGUUUUCUCAGUAUAGAAAUUGAUUCAGUAGUCAUACUGACAAAACAGUCAUGAUGGUAUCAUUGCAUGUUGGACCCAAGAUACUCACUAUAUGUGUUCUCAUAUGUUAUUUUCUUUUCUUCUAAGCUUUAAACCAUGGGCUUAGCUCCUAAAUUUGGCUGACUUUUUUUUAUUUGCUUUAGAACUUAUGUGGUGUGACUCAUAACUUGAUCGUAUGAGAAUUAUACUUUUUUAUUAUGAAACAAAUCUUGAAGUUUUGUUUUCAUUAGUGGAGCUAGGUUUCAUUGGUGGAUUUAGGUUUGAUGAGCAGAUUGAGAGAACUUGUACCAGCGCAAUCCUUGUGAUUCACCAGAGGUAUCUAGUGAAUGUAUAAGUGUGUUGAGUGAGAUCUUAAAAAUUUGGUAAACCAUUCAAAACCUUUCAAACUGUGAAUAUUAGGAAAUUCAACUUAGAAGGCCUCCACUUUUUGUGUUUUUAUACAGUCAGGGUAAGUCCUAUUAAUGAUUCUGAGAAAUGAGGUAGGCUUUACAGAGCUACAUACAGUCUACUACUUUGUGAAUAGUUUGUUUAAGAACGAGAUCAGUUGCAUCAUAAGCGAAAACAAGUAUUUGCUGAAUCAGUAAAAUAGCACCACUACCUUGAAGAGCCAAGAAGCAGAUCCUGAGAUGUGUCAUAAUAGUGUUUUAAGUGGUGCUGUUAGCAUGUGUGUUAUGAUUUAGUAUUUAUUAUAUUAAUAGAGAAGACUUAGGAUAAGAAAGAAAUGCUUGUAACUUUUUAAAUUAGAAUAUAUUUCUGUCAAUCUAUAGGCUCUUACACAACAGGGUAUAAUAUCUCAUAGUCACCACUGAUUUUCAUUACUAGCCUUUCCAGUAUACUCUUAAAAUAUAUUGGAAAGUUUCCAUAUUAAAUGACAAAUCUUUCUUUAUUAAUAUGAAUUUUUGUACUAUAGCCACCAUAAGAUGUGUUUUUUAUUUUUCGGAGCCCAAGUUCUGUAGCAUGUAUGCUGAACUUUUUUUCUAAACACCUUUAGCAGUCAGCCAAACUACAUUUUGCUAAUAAUCAUCAGUUCAAAAUUUCUUGGUCUCAGUCUGUAUUACUAGAUUUUGUUUAGGAUAAGGCUUUCCAAUGAGGUUAGGAAAAGUUCACAUGAACACAGCCUGGCUCUGAAGUUCCACUGCUGCUUCCUUGGGUCCUAAUGUUCAUUCAGCAUUACUUGAUCCUCUGUUGGUACCUAAGUUGCUAUGUCACACCUGCUUUAUGUAUAAGCUUUAGCUAUACUAAAUCAAGGCUUUGCUUUGUUCUGUUUUAUUGUACGUGUAAUGUUUGUAUAACAACGUAUCUUUAUCUUUAACUUAUCUUUAUCAGGAGAGAUAAGGUAGUGCUGAAUUUAAAAUUCAGCAUUUGAACAUCUGCCUGAUGGUAAAUUAGUCAAUUUUUAAAAAUUGUUUUUUAAGUUGUUUGUUUGGAAAAUAUAUAUAUAUACGAUCAUCUACCUUUUAUAUUCAUAAUGGCAUUAGUGUCUGAGUACAUUUUAUAUUAUCUUUGCUGCCACAUGAAAGGAUAAAGCUAUACUUUGAUUGUAGAUACUAAUUUAAUGCCUUUAGUUUGUACUGCUUUGAAAGGGGAAGUUCAUCUAAGUAUUACUUUUAAUAAGGAUUCAACUUGAAGUAAAAGUUGGGAAGAGCAGCAGUCUUCUUUAAGCAGAAUUUUUAGUUCUGUUCUCAUGGUUAUUUAUGAUGAAUGUAAAUGGACGGAUAGGAGUUGCAAAGUGUGGUAUUCUCUGAGAUAGUUAAGGUAUCUUUGAAGUUGUUAUCGUUGAAGGGGCAUUUUUAUGAAGGAUUCAUAAGUAUAUUACUAUUUUCAUUUUUAAGAACAUAAAGGAUGAUCUAACACUAUUUUAUAUUUGGUUGACUUUGACUUAAUGUGUGUAUUUUGAAGAUUUACAUUUAUAACUAGAACAUAUACUAAUCCAAAGUCUAUUUAUUAGGCCAGAUUCUUCUUAUUUUCAUUUCUGUCAGAUGCUAAACUGGUGUGGCCUCCUUUUUAAUGAGUUUCUAUGAAAGAUUUUAUUACACUAUUUAUUAUUUCUUAAGGGGUAGCUAUUAUCUUAUACAACUUCUACUUUCUUUUUCAAUCUCCAUAAAAAGCUGCUUUCUUAACUACUCCAAAUAAAGUUUUCUGGUUUGCUUAUAAAUAUAGUGUAAAGCAGUUGCUUUCAACCCUUUAACCCAAGAGUCUGAAACAGAUAUCUAGACAACUUUAAGAAGUUGAUUGUGAUGGGUAUGAUUGUGUGCUUUCAUCAUCAGAUUCAAGACUGCAUACUAUGAAACGAAUUAAGACCAAUAUAAAGUUGAGGAUGUGGGUUUAUUAUAUUAAUAAUUAAAUUCAUAAAGUUUAAUAUCUUAAAUACCAAAGUCUUAACCUAUAAAUGAUUAUAUACCAUCUUAGAAAAUGUGCCUAACGAUAAUGGCUACUUUAUUUCCCUGAAUAAAGACUAGUAAAAAACUUAAAAUCAACAUCCUUUUAAAUUUUCCUAGUCCAUUGUAAUGUAUCUUAGGCAUGAAGAACUAGCUUGGUAUAGUGAAGAAAGAAAUAAAAGAAUUGAAGAUAACUGA